AUGUAUGGUAAGAGUGAAGAUAUUACAGUUACUAGAUACGGUCCUCAGGUGAGGAGUGCAGAUAUUCCAGUUGCUAGAUACGGCCCUCAGGUGAGGGGUGCAGAUAUUCCAGUUGCUAGAUACGGCCCUCAGGUGAGGGGCGCAGAUAUUCCAGUUGCUAGAUACGGCCCUCAGGUGAGGGGUGCAGAUAUUUCAGCUGCUAGAUACGGCCCUCAGGUAAGGGGCGCAGAUAUUCCAGCUGCCAGAUACGGUCCUCAGGUGAGGGCCUCAGAUAUUCCAGUUGCUAGAUACGGCCCUCAGGUGAGGGCCUCAGAUAUUCCAGUUGCUAGAUAUGACCUUCACGCGAGGGCCCCAGAUAUUCCAGUUGCUAGAUAUGGCCCUCAGGUGAGGGCCUUAGAUAUUCCAGUUGCUAGAUAUGACCCUCAGGUUAGGGCCCCAGAUAUUCCAGUUGCUAGAUAUGACCUUCACGCGAGGGCCCCAGAUAUUCCAGUUGCUAGAUAUGGCCCUCAGGUGAGGGCCCCAGAUAUUCCAGUUGCUAGAUAUGGCUCUCAGGUGAGGGCCUCAGAUAUUCCAUUUGCUAGAUAUGACCCUCACGUGAGGGGCGCAGAUAUUCCAUUUGCUAGAUACGGCCCUCAGGUCAGGGGCGCAGAUAUUCCAGUUGCUAGAUAUGGCUCUCAGGUGAGGGCCUCAGAUAUUCCAUUUGCUAGAUAUGACCCUCACGUGAGGGGCGCAGAUAUUCCAUUUGCUAGAUACGGCCCUCAGGUGAGGGGCGCAGAUAUUCCAGUUGCUAGAUACGGCCCUCACGUUAGGGGCGCAGAUAUUCCAGCUCCUAGAUACGGCCUCAGAGUCGUAGGUUCCAAUCCUACUAAUCACUAA
Messenger RNA from Macrosteles quadrilineatus (aster leafhopper), 876 nucleotides. Its product is annotated as proline-rich protein 2-like. The record is from RefSeq and is a predicted model, not a curated record. Bases 1 to 876 code for a protein of 291 amino acids. NCBI's taxonomy places the organism in Eukaryota, Metazoa, Arthropoda, Insecta, Hemiptera, Cicadellidae. The transcript is spliced from 3 exons.